AUGGUCUCUCCAGCAAUUAGAGUUGCCCCCUCGGCGGCCAAUCGUGCCCUGGGCUUGCUUCGUACAGUACAAUACACUCACCCACCCAACUGUCCAUGCCACAAGAACCCCAAUCACCACCACAAUCACCAGCAGUCUCCCACUCUGUUGAACCAUGUGAAGCGUCGCUUGUCUACACCCGUGGACCGCUCGCGCGAGAAGGAAUAUGCCUUCGAGAUGGCGGCUUCUAGCAUUCGCUUCGGUCCCGGUGCAACCAAGGAGGUCGGAAUGGACUUCACCAACCUGGGCGCCAAGCGCGUGUGCAUUGUCACCGACUCCAAUGUGGCCAAGCUCGAUGCUAUGAAGCAGGCUGUGGAGGGUCUUACCAACGAGGGUAUCGAAUUCACCAUCUUCGACAAAGUCCGCACUGAGCCCAAGGAUAGCUCUAUCAAAGAGGCCAUCGCUUUCGCUAAGCCUUAUAACCCCGAUGCUUUCCUGGCCGUCGGCGGCGGUUCCGUAAUCGAUACCGCCAAACUGAUGAACCUAUACACCGUCUUCCCCGAAGCCGACUUCCUAGACUUCGUCAACGCCCCUCUGGGCAAAGGCCUACCCGUAGACCGACCUCUCCGCCCCCUAGUCGCCGUCCCAACAACAGCAGGCACAGGCUCCGAAACCACAGGAACCGCCAUCUUCGACCUCGUCUCCAAGGGAGCCAAAACCGGCAUCGCCCAUCGCAACCUCAAGCCCACCCUCGGAAUCUGCGAUCCACUCAACACCCGCACCAUGCCCUCCGCCGUCCACGCCGCCUCAGGCCUCGACGUACUAUCGCACCCCCGCCCAACAAACCCCAUCAACCGGCCCGCCUACCAAGGCGCGAACCCCAUUUCCGACAUCUUCUCGCUCGCCGCACUGCGCUCUACCGUUAAGUAUCUUCCCCGCGCCGUGCGCGAUCCCGACGACCACGAAGCGCAGUCGGAGAUGCUUCUCGCUGCCACGCUUGCGGGCGUUGGUUUCGGAAAUGCAGGUGUCCAUCUGUGCCAUGGUAUGAGUUAUCCGAUUUCCAGCCAGAACCCGGGCUAUAAGCAUGCCGGGUAUGAAGUCGAUCAUCCCAUUAUCCCGCACGGUGUGUCUGUGGCUGUGACAGCGCCUGCGGUGUUCCGGUUUACUGCGGCGUCGAACCCGGAUCGGCAUCUUGCUGCGGCUGAGGCGUUCGGGGUUGAUAUCUCGAAUGUCAAGCGUGAGAGUGCGGGUGAGGUGCUUGGGGCUGCGAUUGCGGAGUUCCUGGUGAAGCUGGGUGACCAGCCGCGUGGUUUGAAGGACUUGGGCUUCAAGGCUGGGGAUGUGGAGGGGCUGGUUGAGGGGACUAUUCCGCAGCAGCGGGUGCUUAUGCUGGCGCCGAGUUUGAGUAAGGAGUUGGAGGCUGAGAGGGGGAGUUGA
Penicillium paradoxum is the source of this 1416-nucleotide messenger RNA. RefSeq names its product hydroxyacid-oxoacid transhydrogenase. Gene Ontology annotation, cellular component: mitochondrion. Lineage: Eukaryota; Fungi; Ascomycota; Eurotiomycetes; Eurotiales; Aspergillaceae. The record is from RefSeq and is a predicted model, not a curated record. The transcript has 4 exons. The coding region runs from base 1 to 1416 and encodes 471 amino acids. Gene Ontology annotation, molecular function: alcohol dehydrogenase (NAD+) activity; metal ion binding.